GGAGUAGGGGAGCUCGGUGGCCACACUCCUCAGAACUACCUGGCGAAGCCUCCUGCCGCCUGGAUUUCUUCCCUACGUGCAGCCUCAGAAGCCAGCUUACCCGCCUGCCACAUCGCACCCUGACACUCGGGGGCCUCAUGGCUGCCACCUGUGAGAUCAGCAACGUUUUUAGCAACUACUUCAGUGCCAUGUACAGUUCAGAAGACCCCACCCUGGCUCCUGCUCCCCCCACUGCUACCUUUGGGGCUGAUGACUUGGUAUUGACCCUCAGUAACCCCCAGAUGUCCAUGGAGGGUCCAGAGAAGGCAAGCUGGUCAGGGGAGCAGCCCCAGUUCUGGUCAAAGACCCAGGUUCUGGACUGGAUCAGCUACCAAGUGGAGAAGAACAAAUAUGAUGCCAGUUCCAUUGACUUCUCACGAUGUGAUAUGGAUGGGGCCACUCUCUGCAACUGUGCCCUGGAGGAGCUGCGUCUAGUUUUUGGGCCUCUGGGAGAUCAACUCCAUGCCCAGCUGCGUGACCUCAGUGAGUCCAGGCCAGCCUCCAGCUCUUCCGAUGAACUCAGCUGGAUCAUCGAGCUGCUGGAAAAGGAUGGCAUGGCCUUCCAAGAGGCCCUAGGAGACCCUAUCCCCUUUGAACAGGGAAGCCCUUUUGCCCAGGAGCUGUUGGAUGAUGGCCGCCAGGCCAGCUCCUACUACGGCAACAACUAUGGCGCUGGAGCCCCCUCCCCUGGCAACUCUGAUGUGUCCACUGCAGGGACUGCUACUUCCCAGAGCUCCCACUCCUCAGACUCCGGUGGAAGCGAUGUGGAUCUAGACCCCACUGAUAGCAAGAUCUUUCCUAGAGAUGACUUUCCUGACUAUAAGAAAGGGGAACCCAAGCACGGGAAGCGGAAACGAGGCCGUCCCCGAAAGCUGAGCAAAGAGUACUGGGAAUGCCUAGAUGGCAAGAAGAGCAAGCACGCCCCCAGAGGUACCCACCUGUGGGAGUUCAUCCGGGACAUCCUCAUUCACCCUGAGCUCAAUGAAGGCCUCAUGAAAUGGGAGAAUCGGCAUGAGGGUGUGUUCAAGUUCCUGCGCUCAGAGGCCGUGGCCCAACUAUGGGGUCAAAAGAAAAAGAAUAGCAACAUGACCUAUGAGAAGCUGAGCCGGGCUAUGAGGUACUACUACAAAAGGGAGAUCCUGGAGCGGGUGGAUGGUCGGCGCCUUGUCUACAAGUUUGGCAAGAACUCCAGUGGUUGGAAGGAAGAAGAGAUUAUGGAGAGUCGGAACUAAGCGUCAGGACUGGACCUGGGAUCUGACUCAUAGACUCAGAUUAGAGGCCUGAAGUCUUCUUGAAAGGAUAGGCUGGCCAGAAGGCCCCCUUAAUGUGGAUGUGUUCCCUGUGGCGCUGUGGAGAGGAGAUCAAGCUGGGUGUGUUGUCAGCGGUGUCCUGAAAUGUGCAGACUGUGGCCUCUCUUUGCCCUCCUUGGAAUUACAAGCCCCAGGGUUUGAAGCGACUUGUUCGCUGACUCUACAGCUGCGAAUUCAGUUCCUUCUAGUCCCAGCACUGUAGAAGACACCCUCCUGCAGAUGCCUGGGCUCAACAAGGAGGCUUAGCACGGGACAGAAGGGACAGGGUUGUGUCCUCCAGCACCUUCUUUUUGGACUGGCUUCCACCUCUCUGCUCAGUACUUGGGCUCCACAGGCGGGGGUCAGAGCAUCCCUAAUUUAUGCGCUAUAAAUAUGUCAGGUGUAUAUAGAGAUCUAUUUUUUCUAAAGCAUUCCCCUCCCUACUUUUCUCCCACCAAAUGCUGGUGGCCAGACUGGACUGUUCUAGAUCCACAACUGGGCCAGUGAGAGUGGGAUGAUGCCAGAUCCUCAAGAUGGGACUCUGGAUCACUUUUUCUGUGAAUGGAGGCCAAGACCUCCAAUAAAGUUCCUUCCGGGCUUUUUCUAA
Messenger RNA from Nannospalax galili (Upper Galilee mountains blind mole rat), 1935 nucleotides. It is a transcript of the gene Elf3, whose product is annotated as E74 like ETS transcription factor 3. Gene Ontology annotation, cellular component: nucleus. Bases 138 to 1271 code for a protein of 377 amino acids. The transcript is spliced from 9 exons. The record is from RefSeq and is a predicted model, not a curated record. Gene Ontology annotation, biological process: regulation of transcription by RNA polymerase II; cell differentiation. Gene Ontology annotation, molecular function: sequence-specific DNA binding; DNA-binding transcription factor activity, RNA polymerase II-specific. Lineage: Eukaryota; Metazoa; Chordata; Mammalia; Rodentia; Spalacidae.